GGCUGAGCCUUUGAAAACCGCCUCUCCGGAAUGGCUCCUGAAGGGGAAGGGGUUGGGCUCACGCCUGUCAUGGCCUCGCCUCUCGCUCACGUGACUGUGGUUCCUGUGGGUCCGGGGCUGUCGCUUGGCGCAAAGGCUGGCGAGCGGAGGCAGCCGCGAUCGUCGCGGCGGCGGCGGCGGCGGGCAGCGAAUGGGGGAGCCGAUGCCCGUGGGAGCGCCAGUCCCGGUGGAGCAGGCAGUGCUGGAGACGUUUUUCUCUCAUUUAGGCAUCUUCUCUUACGACAAGGCCAAGGACAAUGUGGAGAAGGAGCGCGAAGCGAAUAAGAAUGCCGGGAGCAGCUGGCUUUCGCUCCUGGCCGGGCUGGCCCAUUUGGCGGCGGCUGAAAAAGCCUACCAUAGCAUGACCUUCCUGGGCCAGAAGCUAGGUGGGCAAUCAUUCUUCAGCCGUAAAGAUUCUAUACGAACUAUAUAUACGUCUCUACAUAAUGAGCUGAAGAAAGUGGUAGCAACUGGUCGGAAUGCAGUGGGAGGAACAGCUCCUCACCUUGAAGAACUACUUUCUCAUCUUUCUGAGCAGCUCUGCUUCUUUGUCCAGGCUCGGAUGGAAAUUGCUGACUUUUAUGAAAAAAUGUACAGCCUCAGUACCCAAAAGUAUAUAAACUCUGAGGAACUGAUAAAUGUUUUGGAAUCCAUCCUCAAAAGAUAUAGCUCAAGAUUUCAUCAUCCAAUCCUUAGUCCUCUGGAGGGCAGUUUUCAGUUAGAAACUGAUGUGCUUAUGCAUCUUCUGAAGGCUCAGGCCCAGAUCUCUGAAUGGAAGUUCCUCCCAUCCUUGGUCCACUUGCACAAUGCUCACACCAAAUUGCAGACAUGGGGACAGAUUUUUGAGAAGCAGCGGGAAACAAAGAAGCAUCUCUUUGGUGGGCAGUCUCAGAAAGCUGUUCAACCUCCACACCUUUUCCUGUGGCUAAUGAAAUUGAAAAAUAUUCUCCUUGCCAAAUUUAGCUUUUACUUUCAUGAGGCACUUAGUCGACAAACAACCCUAUCUGAAAUGAAAACUUUGACUGCAAAAGCUAAUCCUGAUUAUUUUGGGAAAAUCUCUAGCUUCAUCAGGAAAUACGAUGCUAUUAAUGUUUCAUUAAUCUUUGACAAUCGUGGCUCAGAGAGCUUUCAGGGACAUGGUUAUCAUCAUCCCCAGUCCUACAGGGAAGCCCCAAAGGGUGUAGACCAGUAUCCAGCAGUGGUAUCGCUGCCCAAUGACAGGCCUGUCAUGCACUGGCCUAAUGUCAUCAUGAUUAUGACUGAUAGAGCUUCUGAUCUGAAUACUUUGGAAAAGGUGGUUCAUUUCUAUGAUGACAAAGUUCAGAGCACAUACUUCUUAACCCGACCUGAACCUCAUUUUACCAUUGUGGUUAUUUUUGAAUCCAAAAAGUCUGAGAGAGACUCUCAUUUUAUCUCUUUCCUCAAUGAAACGUUCUAUUCUCUUAAGAACUCUAAAGCUUUUGCAAGCCUGAAGCCAGGAUCCAAAGGGUAAGAGGACUGUUAAGACAAGAUAGACAACAGUAACACAACACAUUCCAAGCUUCCUCAAAUAAGCAUUUGUACAUGAUGUCAUUAUUUUUAAAACUAUUUUAAUAAGUAUUUAAUGAUGAAAAUUAAAUUAUUAAGCAUUUUUGGAAUGAAAAAUCAGAAUUAUAUAGAAUUGAAUGGGAACAUGCAAAUUACACAAAGGUGCACUAAAAUUAUCUGGAGUUUUGAUCAACUUUUUUUUUUGUCUGUGACCCUUGUUCUUCCUAUAUGCACUUUAUCUUUUGUUACUUCUUUGUUUAGGGUCUGCAGAAAAUUUGGUUUCAAAUUUUCAACCCAGAGCUCACUGUCUUCUCUUAAAGUGUUUUUCAGUCAUAGUCACUGGAAAAUGCUAGAACUUAGAAGGAAAUAAUUGCAAUAAAUGAAAUGCAUUGUAGAAUGAAGUAUUUUAUUUUUCCAUUGCUUCUGCACCUUUCAGAUAGUUAUAAAAGCUUGGUUUGGCAUUCUGUAUUUUUCUAAUGUGAUACAGAAAUUAUUCUGAAAUUCCUUACAUUUACAUACCUUAUUUCCUCGAAAAUAAGACCCUGUCUUAUACUUUUUUGAACCCUGAAAUAAGCGCUAGGACUUAUUGCCAUAUUAUCAGGGGGUGUCUUAUUUGGGGGGAAACAGAAAAGAAACUCAUUUUAAAGCUGCAUUUUAAAGUUCAUUUUAAAGCUGCAACAUUACUGGCAAAGUUGAGCAGCAAUAAUUUUCAAUCCUAAAACUAAGUGCUGAGGGUUAACAAGUGGAGUUUUUUAUUAAAUUAAUGAUAUUCUGUAAUUAAAUUUGAAUGUUAAUAACAUUUAAAAAUUAGAAAAGAAAAAUAGAAGCAGGAAGAUAUGUAAAAUAAUACAGAAGGAACUGUACAGUAUUAUAAAAAUCUGGUAAAAUGAUUACCAGGACAAAAUUACAAAUCAGGAUUAGUAUUUUAAAUACUAAGUGCUAACUAAAAUAAUAAAUGGUAUUUUGGC
Messenger RNA from Pantherophis guttatus, 2534 nucleotides. It is a transcript of the gene KICS2, whose product is annotated as KICSTOR subunit 2. The record is from RefSeq and is a predicted model, not a curated record. Gene Ontology annotation, biological process: negative regulation of TORC1 signaling; cellular response to glucose starvation; protein localization to lysosome. NCBI's taxonomy places the organism in Eukaryota, Metazoa, Chordata, Lepidosauria, Squamata, Colubridae. Gene Ontology annotation, cellular component: KICSTOR complex.